Molecule: messenger RNA, 2490 nt
Organism: Miscanthus lutarioriparius
Lineage: Eukaryota; Viridiplantae; Streptophyta; Magnoliopsida; Poales; Poaceae
Source: the annotation of a GenBank genome assembly
AUGGCCUCCAAGCUGAGUUUCAAGAGGGCAGACAGCAUCGCGGAAAGCAUGCCCGAUGCGCUAAGGCAGAGCCGGUACCAGAUGAAGAAAUGCUUCCAGAGGUAUGUUUCCAAGGGAAAGAGGCUCUUGAAGAACCAGCAGCUCAUAGAGGAGCUGGAGAAAUCCCUGGAUGACAAAGUCGAGAAGGAAAAGCUUGUUGAAGGCUUCCUAGGUUACAUUAUUUGUUCCACGCAGGAAGCAGUGGUGCUACCACCUUAUGUUGCAUUUGCUGUCAGGAUGAAUCCUGGCAUCUGGGAGUAUGUCAAAGUUCAUUCUGAUGAUCUGUCAGUCGAAGGAAUCACACCGUCUGAGUACCUCAAGUUCAAGGAGACAUUAUAUGAUGAGAACUGGGCCAAGGAUGACAACUCACUGGAAGUCGAUUUCGGUGCUCUGGACCUCUCAACACCCCAUCUGACACUGCCAUCGUCCAUAGGAAACGGGCUCCAGUUUGUGUCCAAAUUCAUGUCUUCGAAGCUGGGCGACAAGCCUGAAACUAGCAUGAAACCGUUGCUGGACUAUUUGCGUUCGCUAAACUACCGUGGCGAGAAGCUGAUGGUUAACGAUACCAUCGAUACAGUGAACAAGCUUCAGACAGCGCUGCUACUUGCAGAGGUAUUUGUCAGCGGGUUACCAAGAUACACGCCAUUCCUGAAGUUUGAACAGAGGUUUCAAGAGUGGGGAUUGGAGAAAGGGUGGGGUGAAAAUGCUGAAAGGUGCAAAGAGACGCUGAAUUGCCUCUCUGAAGUGCUACAAGCGCCGGACCCUAUCAACAUGGAGAAGUUCUUCAGCAGAGUUCCAUCCACAUUCAACAUAGUCAUCUUCUCCAUCCACGGCUACUUUGGCCAAGAGAAGGUUCUUGGCUUGCCAGACACCGGUGGCCAGGUGGUCUACAUCCUGGACCAAGUCAGGGCCCUUGAAGAGGAGUUGCUGCAAAGAAUCAAGCUGCAGGGUCUGAACGUGACACCAAAGAUUCUUGUGCUGACUAGGCUGAUACCAGAUGCCAAGGGUACAAAAUGCAAUGUGGAGCUCGAGCCAGUUGAAAACACAAAACAUUCCCACAUACUUCGUGUGCCAUUCAAGACUGAAGACGGCAAGGAGUUGCGCCAGUGGGUGUCCCGGUUUGACAUCUACCCUUACCUAGAGAGAUAUGCCCAGGAUUCGUGUGCCAAAAUUCUUGACAUUUUGGAGGGCAAGCCAGACCUGAUCAUCGGCAACUAUACCGAUGGCAACUUAGUGGCAUCUCUCAUGUCAAGCAAGCUAGGGGUCACUCAGGGAACAAUCGCGCACGCUCUAGAGAAGACAAAGUAUGAAGAUUCAGAUGUCAAGUGGAGAGAUCUGGACCAGAAGUACCAUUUCUCCUGCCAAUUCACUGCAGAUAUGAUUGCCAUGAACACUAGUGACUUUAUCAUCACUAGCACAUACCAAGAAAUUGCUGGAAGUUCAACAUUGCCGCACCCGGUGCAGACCAGUCCAUCUACUUCCCCCUUCACACAGAAGCAGAAGCGGCUGACAGAUUUGCACCCACAGAUUGAGGAGUUGCUCUACAGCAAGCAGGACACCAAUGAACACAUAGGGUAUCUGGCAGACAGAAACAAGCCAAUCAUCUUCUCGAUGGCAAGGCUGGACAAGGUGAAGAACAUCACUGGACUAGUGGAGUGGUAUGGCCAGAACAAGAGACUGAGGGACCUGGUAAACCUUGUCGUCGUUGCGGGCCUGCUGGAAGCAUCGCAGUCCAAGGACCGGGAAGAGAUUGAAGAAAUCAACAAGAUGCAUAGUCUGAUUGACAAGUAUCAGCUGAAAGGACAGAUUCGCUGGAUCAAGGCACAGACUGAUCGUGUCCGCAAUGGUGAGCUCUACCGUUGCAUUGCAGAUACAAAGGGUGCAUUUGUUCAGCCUGCACUUUAUGAAGCAUUCGGGCUGACGGUCAUUGAGGCGAUGAACUGCGGAUUGACAACCUUUGCGACAAAUCAGGGAGGGCCAGCGGAGAUCAUUGUGGACGGUGUCUCCGGUUUCCACAUAAACCCAAUGAAUGGCAGGGAGGCUAGCAACAAGAUUGCCGAUUUCUUCCAAAAGUGCCAGGAAGACCCAAGCUAUUGGAACAAGGUGUCCACUGCUGGGCUCCAGCGCAUCUACGAAUGCUACACAUGGAAGAUUUAUGCAACUAAAGUCCUGAAUAUGGGUUCAACGUAUGGCUUCUGGAAGACUCUGAACAAGGAGGAGAGAGUAGCCAAACAGCGCUACCUGCAGAUGUUCUACAAUCUUCAGUUCAGGAAUCUGGCAAAGACUGUCCCUAGGUUGUUUGAACAUCCUCCGCAAGCCCCAGCAGGCGCAGGGCCUAGUACAAUGACAGUAACGAGGCCGAAAGAAAGGCAAGAUCAUGACCAGCUUGAUGGGGCAGAAGUCUUCUACUUCUCAACAAUAGAGCCAAAGAGAUGUGAUGGAUAUGCAUGA